Molecule: messenger RNA, 405 nt
Organism: Aspergillus steynii IBT 23096
Lineage: Eukaryota; Fungi; Ascomycota; Eurotiomycetes; Eurotiales; Aspergillaceae
Exons: 1
Coding region: 1-405 (134 amino acids)
Source: RefSeq, a predicted model, not a curated record
AUGCCCUCCACUGCGGAAAUCCACGUCGCUAUUCACCACAACGAGGGUGUAUAUAAGCACUGGACACUUUACAUCAACGGACCCACCGACGCGGAACAGGUCGUCCUUCACAUCAUGGGGUUCUCGAUGAAUUUUCGCUUCGAGGAUAGGAACUCAGAUGCCCGAAAAGAGAUGACGCUCAUGGAGCUGAUUCAUAUGUGCGAUGUGCCUGCUUCGAAAAUCAGCACCAUCAGGCGGUUGGCAGAGAAAAUGCCAAUUCACAACGAGUAUUCGGGGUACAAUUGUCAGGACUACGUUCUUGAGCUUCUGGAUGAGUUGGAAGCAAAGGGUAUCAUCGAUGGGGCGGACGAAGCUUAUAAAGUGAAAAAGGAGAACGUUAAAAACAAGCAGGAGGGGCUGAUCUAG